AUGUCAGAUACCGAAGACAAUCAGCCCGAGCAGGUACCUUUCCAGGACCAGCUCCUCUUUGGGAAGCAUGACCUGGGCAUGGCAGCACACUGGGCACUUGCUCUUAGUCCCAGUACAAAACAGCUCCUGACUCCAGAUUGUGCAACCAAAGUCAGUAUCACCCUUAACGCAAUCGUGCCUACGCUCGACAUUGUAUUCAACAAACACGAGAUUAUCGAUGGUGUGAAGCAGAACAUUGUCAGUCGUCUUCAUAUCGAUAGUGGUGCUUGCAAGCUGCUCGACUUCAAGAAAAUAGCCCUGCCAGCUUUCAAAGACAAGAAAACAGAUUUCACAUGGCCGCGAGGAGCAGUUGGCAUCUCGAUCGAAGUCACAUUCGAUGCUAACUGCGUGGCUGAUUCGAGGUUCUUCAUGGGUGGUCAAUCUUGGAUCAAUUCUGUGCGAGAAACUGUCAUCUCUGAACAGAAGUUGUUGCUAUGGUUAGCUGGAGGUGACAGUACCAUGGACAAUAUAUCAAAGCUGCAGCAGCAGUUCCAUCAAGAUUCCACCCAGGUCAAUCUGAAUGAAAUGUUCCCAGCAGGACAAGGUAGAAUUGUGAUUCAGGAGGGCCAGUUUUCACCCAAAGACGAGCUCGACGAGAUCGCUAAAAAUGCCAAAGAUUAUCGGUACAGAGUCCCAACAAAUUUCCACAGCAAAGAGCACAUGGCAGUCGAAAUGUGUAUGGCAGGACUAUUCGCGCGAAACGAGGCUGAAGGAAAGCGAUCCGUUUACGUCGAAACCCCCAAGGAUAUGAAAAUCAUCAGCCUCCUAUCUGCCUUCGAGGAAUCGUAUCUUGCGUUUCUGCCAGCCCCAGCCGACGACCAGACUCGACUCGUGCCGGGUGACAAGCUUAUGAUUUGGUUCGACUUCGACUUCGAAGACCCAGAUCCAUCAAACGACGACGCAUGGAGCGCUAGAGUUGCUGAACAUAUUCCCGACGCUCCAGCCAUCCUCGUUCCAAUUCAUAUGAACCGCCCAUGUGACGCGAAAUCAGGCGACUCUGGUGCCUGGAAGGACGAUAGAGAACUUACUACUAUCGAUCUUCGCUCUCUGCCAGCUGAUCAACCUUAUGCUCCCGUCAUAACAGUACCUGGCUUGAUGGAUAGCAUAAAGAAAGACCGUAACUGGCUACACAAGGCAUUGCUCAAAGUGCAGGCAAACCGUCCAGAGGAUAGCUACGAUGUAGCACCCUUAGGAGAAGACCUUAAGCAUGCUGAGUUGGUCCUCAAAGAAGCCCCUAAGCUCCGUGUGGGUCUGGCAGUUACAGGUGAUGUGGUGGUACGAAAGCGUACUAAGCUUAUCAUAUGGGUUGCUCUUCCAGGUGAGGAGGCUCUCGUGGAGAAAAUUUGGCGCGCCUUUCAUUUCGAUGCUCGCAUGAUAUCUGCCGAUAUGAGUCAGGAGGCGCGAAGAGAUGUCAUCGAAGCCUUCAACACCAGAGAUGAUGCCUGCCAAAUCCUCAUUCUCACUCACGCAAUCGGCUCGAGCGGUCUCAACUUGCAGUACAAAUGCUACACAAGCAUCCACCUUGCUGUGCCCCUAAGCAGAGCCCAGCGAGAUCAAGCUGAUCAUCGCAUCCGUCGAUGGGGCCAAGAGAAGGACCGAUGGAAUGAACCAUAUGACUGCACCUCCUGGGCUACUCAAGUCAAAGAUACCUUCAAUGAUCGACAAUGGUUGAACAACCUCAGAAAGGCAUAUCCAAGUGUGUUGACCGAGCUCAACAAAUACAUCUUCAACUAUCAACUACGAGAGAACGCUAUAGGACAAGUUGAAUUGGAGAUUCCGAACUGGGUCAAGUUCAGAGGCCGCUUCCUUCGUGACAAUCAUCCACAACUUGAGGAACCAGAUGUCACUCCUGAUGACAUCGAGAUAGCCAACCCAGAGGAACUCAUGGACUGGAUCGCUGAUCUUGAGCGUGGUAAAGAGAUUCCGUUCGGAGAAUAG
Messenger RNA from Lithohypha guttulata, 1977 nucleotides. RefSeq lists its product as uncharacterized. The transcript is spliced from 2 exons. Bases 1 to 1977 code for a protein of 658 amino acids. The record is from RefSeq and is a predicted model, not a curated record. NCBI's taxonomy places the organism in Eukaryota, Fungi, Ascomycota, Eurotiomycetes, Chaetothyriales, Trichomeriaceae.